AUGCCAUUCAUCACUCGAUUCAUAUCUAGUCAGCUCCGUACCCUCCCACCUGUACCUGACACAUCGUUAGAGGGGAAGGUAUAUAUCACCACUGGAGGAAAUUCAGAGAAAAUAGGUAUCGGAUUGGAAGUGGCUAAACACCUAAUUCAACGUGGCGCAAGUAAGGUAAUCUUAGCUGUCCGAAACAUCCAAAGUGGAGAGAAGGCAAAGCAUGAUAUCCUUCAUCAUGUCAAAGCAGGAUGCAAAAGUGAAGUCGAAGUAUGGAAAGUGGAUAUGAAUUCUUUCGAAAGUGUCAAAACAUUUGCAGAAAAAUGUGAAGGUUUAGAUCGGUUAGAUGGUGUGGCAUUGAACGCUGGAAUUUUGGCUCCUGACAAACUUGAGAAAACUCCAGAUGGGCAUGAAGCUACUAUUCAAGUCAACGUUUUAUCGCCCACAUACCUUGCUCUGCUUCUCGCUCCGAUUCUCGAAAAGAGCGCCUCUGUGACAGGUCAGAAAGGUAAAAUUGUAUUUACAGGUAGUGCCGUAGCAGAAGUCGCGACCACAAAGGGAUUAGACAUCGAACGACCACUCAAAGCCCUAGACAACGAAAACGUCUAUGUAGUCGGUGAUAGAUACAACCAGAGCAAGCUUGUCCUACAUUCAAUGGUCCGAAAAAUCAUCGCAAGAUUUCCGGACAUAGUUGUCACUGAUGUCAAUCCAGGUUUUGUUCAUACUCAACUUUACAGAGGUGGUGGUCCUGCAGCUGCUAUGGCUAAAAGAAUAGGCCGUAAAUCUGAAGAAGGAGCUCGAAACGUUACUUUUGCUCUCAUCACUUUAGACCAUUCCACUGAUUGGUAUCACGACUGUAAACCGAGUAAAUUGUAUGCGCCAUGGUUAGUUUCCGGUGAUGGAAGAACGUUUGGGAACAAUUUGUGGAACGAUUCUUUGCAAGAAUAUAGGAGGUUUUCAAAUCGAUUAUAA
Messenger RNA from Kwoniella shivajii, 960 nucleotides. RefSeq lists its product as uncharacterized. The record is from RefSeq and is a predicted model, not a curated record. The transcript has 5 exons. The coding region runs from base 1 to 960 and encodes 319 amino acids. NCBI's taxonomy places the organism in Eukaryota, Fungi, Basidiomycota, Tremellomycetes, Tremellales, Cryptococcaceae.